Messenger RNA from Patiria miniata (bat star), 1368 nucleotides. RefSeq names its product three prime repair exonuclease 2-like. The coding region runs from base 231 to 998 and encodes 255 amino acids. The record is from RefSeq and is a predicted model, not a curated record. NCBI's taxonomy places the organism in Eukaryota, Metazoa, Echinodermata, Asteroidea, Valvatida, Asterinidae. Gene Ontology annotation, molecular function: nucleic acid binding; 3'-5'-DNA exonuclease activity. The transcript has a single exon. Gene Ontology annotation, biological process: DNA catabolic process. Gene Ontology annotation, cellular component: cytoplasm.
CGAUCUACACGUACGUGCAGUGCCUUUGUGAUUGCUCCACCUGGUGACAUGUACCAUGUCCGCGCUGGCUGGCAUUGUUUGAAAAACUUAGCGUGCCAAACACUAACUGGUGUCACGGACAAAUUGAGGAUUUCUGUCACGAAGUUUCAUGGUGCUCCGUCCUAUCCUCGGCGUGAAACAUUUUUGCCCAAUUUUGCAGAGUGUAUAAUUUCCCAAGUUUCGGAACUAUCAUGGAGAAGACACCGACUGAUCAAGUAACGACAAGUCGCAUUAAAACUUUUGUUUUCCUAGAUCUGGAAACCUCGGGUAUUGAUCCUAUCAAGGAGCGCCCAAAGAUGACGGAAAUUUGCUUGAUGGCCAUUCAUCGGGAGGCCCUGCUGUCGAGUUCACGCGAAAAUGAUGCUGCAGUCGGCAGAUCCACUGAUGCUGUCGGAUCUGGAAUGGGCCUACCGAGAGUUGUUGACAAACUUAGCCUGUGCGUGUAUCCCAACAAACAGGUCUCCGACAAGGCAUUCGAGAUGACGAAGCUGGAUAGCCACAGUCUCUCACAAAGUAGUAAGAAGAUCUUUGAUGGCGACGCAGCGACGAUGCUGAAGCUGUUCAUCUCGAGGCAGGAGGGGCCGGUUUGUCUCGUGGCGCACUACGGGGACAACUUUGAUUUCCGGCUGCUGCGGACCGAACUUCAAAAGAUCGGGCAACGCAUGGGCGAGGACAUUCUUUGCGCGGACUCGCUGGAAGCGUACAAGGCAACCGAUGGCGACCGGGCUGGGUUUGUCUCGUAUGCCCUGGGGAAUAUUUACCGUAGGGUCUUUGGGGGUACCAUACCCGAUGCUCAUCAUGCUGAGGCAGACGUGAAAGCAAUGAUUCGGAUCAUGCUGACGCGAGCGGAAACCAUGUCCAAAUGGAUGGAUAAAAAUGCAGUCCUGUUCAAUGACACAGAACUGUACUAUUUCCCAAGUCCAAGCGAGAAACGGAGAUGCACUCCUCAGUCACCAUGAAAUACAACUGACUACAUGUACACGGUUUAGCUAUAGUUUUAGACAAUUAAUACUAGAAUUGGUUUUUAAUGCGACUUUUUCUUUGUAUUGAUUGUAUAAUAAAAUUAAAACUAGAAAGACAGGGAGAAACCAAGUCGAGACCAGAUUUAGGUACAUAGUGCAUGCACACCUUACUACUUACUGCAUCAGUGGAUCUUAAGUUAUCAAAAUGUGUAAAUUUAUCUAUUAUGUUUUUCCUAACAUAUUGUUCAUGUGUAAAACUAACAAAGUUUUCAAUAUGAUUAGUUCGUGCAUGUACAAUGUGAAUGUUUGGCCGUGCCGCUGUCAAUCCGUUGUGUUUCUGUUGUUGUAGUCUUGACAGACUUAAAAA